AUGGGCAAGAGUCUUGUCCCCGCGGCUCAAGCCUCCGCCACGCCGGAAAGUUCACCCAAAGCACCUAGAUUCCCUCCCGUUGGGAUGUACGGUGUAAUGCAGAUCAACCUCUCAGCUAUGGUCCAGCACCUCCAUGAUGAAGAUGUUCUGGCGAGGGCUUCCUGCGUUGAGAUGAAGAAGUAUCUUGUGUACAUACGCCAGUUCGGAGAACUUCCUUUCCACAGCAGUCCAUGGUGUCGCUACUCGGUUUCCUUCAUUGGUGCUACUCUACGGUCAGAGGAUCUAGCCAUAGGGAUCACGUCUGACAUGGUCGUCCCUAUCUUCCCAUGCUCUCUCUCGGGACGGCCGCAAGCUACUCCCUCACGACCGUUUCCCUUCCCGAACUGCUACCACUAG
Molecule: messenger RNA, 396 nt
Organism: Dichomitus squalens LYAD-421 SS1
Lineage: Eukaryota; Fungi; Basidiomycota; Agaricomycetes; Polyporales; Polyporaceae
Exons: 2
Coding region: 1-396 (131 amino acids)
Source: RefSeq, a predicted model, not a curated record